Messenger RNA from Musa acuminata AAA Group (dessert banana), 1215 nucleotides. RefSeq names its product myb-related protein 308. Lineage: Eukaryota; Viridiplantae; Streptophyta; Magnoliopsida; Zingiberales; Musaceae. The record is from RefSeq and is a predicted model, not a curated record. The transcript has 3 exons. Bases 200 to 889 code for a protein of 229 amino acids.
CUCAAGAGUACACCUACCUACCAAAUCCACUGCCUUUCCACACCAACUCACUCGAGUGAGCCCCUCAUGGAUUUCUUGAGCUCACCACUUCGUUCACCUCCUCUCAUAUAAAUCGAACACCUCUCCUUCCUCUCCGUAUCAAACCCUCUCCCUUUGCUCCUCUCUCUUUUCUGCGACACCUGAAACCAAAGUUUCAAGCAUGGGCAGGUCUCCAUGUUGCGAGAAGGCUCACACCAACAAAGGAGCCUGGACCAAGGAGGAAGACGAGAAGCUGAUCUCUUACAUCAAAGCCCAUGGCGAAGGUUGCUGGAGAUCGCUCCCCAAAGCUGCAGGUUUGCUUAGGUGUGGGAAGAGUUGCAGGCUCAGGUGGAUAAACUACCUCCGGCCCGAUCUCAAGCGCGGCAACUUCACCGCCGAAGAAGAUGAGCUCAUCAUCGAGCUCCAUGGCCUCCUCGGCAACAAAUGGUCUCUGAUAGCUGGGAGAUUGCCGGGAAGGACCGACAACGAGAUCAAGAACUACUGGAACACGCACAUCAAGAGGAAGCUCCUCGGCCGAGGUCUCGACCCCCAGACUCACCGGCCGAUCACCGCCCUCAAGCAGGAUGAGCGGUCCAUGGCUCAAGAUUCCUCCGGCGACAGCAGUAGCCGAGACGGGGACGGCGGCCUCGAUCUCAACCUUGACCUCUCCAUAAGCCUCCCUCGCCACUCUUCUCCGGAGCAGUCCUCUCCUCCACCAGCAGCAACCGCAAGCACAAGCACCAUGCGGGCCCUGUGCCUGUGUUGCCAUCUCGGCUUCCAAAGCAGCGAGACCUGUAGCUGCCGGCACAUCCCACGGCCACUUGGGUUCAGGUUUAUCUGGCCAUUGGAAGAAGGGCAACGCAUAGCUUAGCUGGCAGCUGUAUCUGUGCAUGUCAAGAAGCUGUUGUGCUGAAGAAGAUGAGAGAGAGAGAGAGGUGUGAAGCCGAUGGUAGUAGGUAGGUUGAUGUCUUCGUUGCAUUAGAUUGAGGGAGAGAAAUCUUGUUCUUGUGGCUCUGUCACACAUGAGGAGGAUUGGGAAGAUGUGAAGGUUUUGGUAUGUAAAAAGAUAGGCAAUUAAUGAGGGAAGAGAAGCUAUUAAUGAUUGAUGCCAAUGAUUGACAACAUUUGGGAGAUCACCAAAACAUUUGUUUAUCGAGAGAGUUCCAAAAUUCAUUCGAAAAUAAAAUAUUUCUUCAA